This is a messenger RNA of Synchiropus splendidus (mandarinfish), 2508 nucleotides long. Its product is annotated as para-nitrobenzyl esterase. The record is from RefSeq and is a predicted model, not a curated record. NCBI's taxonomy places the organism in Eukaryota, Metazoa, Chordata, Actinopteri, Syngnathiformes, Callionymidae. The coding region runs from base 156 to 1919 and encodes 587 amino acids. The transcript has 10 exons.
ACUACAUUGACGUCGCACAUGAGACACAGGGUAAGAGAUCAACGGAAGACACAGCAGAGUUCAGGCGGUGUCAGACUUGACUUGAGCCGCUGGUGCGUCUGAGCACCGUGUGUUCCGUGUAGUGCAGCUUCAACUCCAGCGGCAACAGGGUCAAGAUGACCUCAGAGACCCUGGAGUAUCAGUACCUGGUUCAAGAGGAGGAGGACGAGCGAUGUACUGUACGCAGACAUCGCUUCCGAAGCCACGUGGUGUUUCCUCGGUACUGUAGGUUUCUGUCUUCCAUCAUUGUGCUUCUGCUGCUCGCUCUGGCCACCUUCCUGGGAUACAGGGCAGGGAUCAAGUCGCGCAGAGGCAGCUUGGUGACUACUGACUGUGGCGUCUACAUGGGGCAGCAUAGAAAUGGGGCGUACUCCUUUAAGGGAAUGCGCUAUGCUGCGCCUCCUGUAGGUGACCUGCGUUGGGCUCCUCCCACUGACCCAGAGUGUAGCAGUGGGGUCACCAGUGCCACUGACUAUGGCAGCGUGUGUUCUCAACUGCAACCACUGUCAAGUGAUGGAUUGUGUUUGGGCCAGGAGGACUGCCUGUUCAUCAAUGUUUGGACACCAACACUGAGCAGCGAUGCCAAGAUCCCUGUUGUGGUCUGGAUCCACGGCGGGUACCUGCAAAUGCUCAGUGGGGGAGAGGAAGGUUACUCCCCCACAGAGAAGCUUGCUGCAGAUACAGGCCUUGUCUACAUUAGCUUUAACUACAGGCUCAAUGCUUUUGGCUUCCUGGCACUGGAGGCUCUACGAGGGGGGAAUCCAAAGAACACCUCUGGCAACUACGGCUUCAUGGACCAGAUCGCUGCUCUGAAGUGGGUCCAGAGGAACAUUCAUGCGUUUGGAGGUGAUCCAGGGAAGGUCACCAUCAUGGGACAAAGUUCAGGGGGAACUUCAGUGUGGGUGCUGAUGAUGUCACCGCUGGCCAAGGGUCUCUUCCAUGCUGCGGUUGACAUGAGCGGCUCGUCCAUUCUGAACGCCACACAGGAGCAAGCGGAGUCCGACAACCUGGUUUUCCUCAGAAAGACGGGCUGCAGUGAUGCUGUCUGUCUUCGCAGUCUGUCUGUCAAGCAGGUUCUGCAGGCCAUUCCGUGGCAAGAAUACCCUUCCUGGGCAGCAGAUGACGCCACCGACCUUCCCACAAGGGGGCGCUUCAACGGCCCGGUUAUAGUUGUGGAUGGAUAUGUUCUUGAAGCGCCCCCUUUUGAGGCCUGGGAGAAAAAAAUGUUUUUCAAUGAUGUUCCAUUCAUCGUCGGCACAACAGAGCAAGAGAGCGACUUCAGUCCACCAGCUGUGAACAUGUCAGACUGGACGUGGGCCGACUAUCAGUGGUUCGUGACAGAGAAACUUCAAUCAUUCAGUGAAGAUCUUCCCAAAAAGGCGCUAGAGCUGUACCCAAGCUCCGCCCCUUGUCCGACGACUGACCGCUGCCAGGAGAGAUCCUUCACCACCAUGGUGUCUGACCUGAAGGUCACAUGCCCCAACAAUGAUCUGGCUGGAAAAGCUGCAGAUGCUCUUCAAAGUCCAGUGUAUCGCUAUGUGGUGACUUAUACGCCAUCCAGGGCGGCUAACGUCGUCGGUUCCCUGCUGCCGUUUCCUAGCCGCUUCUCCUUCCACCUCCUGGACUCCCUGGCGUUCUUUGGGGGCCUGGAGAUGUUUUUUGGCAGCCCCCUUUCUCCACAGGACAAGAAUUUCCAGGAUCUGAUCACACGCCGCCUCGUCCACUUUGUCAAAACAGGUCAAAUGGAGUCUGACUGGCCAGAAUACCCGGCAGCCAUGGCUCUCCUGUCCACCAACUUCACUGUGGUCAACAACUACUCUGCCGAUAGGUGUAGUCUGUGGAAGGAGACUGGACUGCUUGCUUACGCUUGGAUUAACUGAAGUUGGUGCAACGUAAUGGUUUAUUUAAGCCACAGUGCCAUCACGAUUCACUGCGCUUGUUUUGCUCAGUUGUGUUGCUUCUGGUUUCCUUGCAACCUAUUGCAGGACCAGCCUCACCUUCUGGCACUGUAUCAGCCAUCCUCAUUCGUUCACCUCAUUACUUGUUGAAUUAUCCACUUAUAGCCAGUGUUUCUCUGACCUUUUCCUCAUCAUUCUCAUGUAGCUUCCGUCGGUGGGAAGGACAAGACGAGAUACCAGUAUAUCAGAGGACCAGCUUGUGGGGAGGUUUGGGGAAAGAAGUUAGGGAGGACAGACUCAGAUGGUUUGGACAGAUGAAGAGGACAGACAGGGAACGUGUUGGAGGAAGAAUGUCAAGUGCCAGCUAACAAAAGAAGAGGAAGACAACCACAGACUGGCCAGGGAUGCACAAGACAGGUAUAGGUGGAAGAGGCUGACUUGCUGUGGCAACCCCUGAGGUGCCCCCAGCCUCCUGCUCACCUUGGACACUUCUGUUAGUCUUACACUGCAUCCCUGAUUUCCGUUUUGCCUUUUGUCAGAUGUUUUGUUCAUUAAAGACUGUGAAUUUUCA